Messenger RNA from Psammomys obesus (fat sand rat), 3449 nucleotides. It is a transcript of the gene Aplnr, whose product is annotated as apelin receptor. The coding region runs from base 262 to 1389 and encodes 375 amino acids. The transcript has a single exon. Gene Ontology annotation, molecular function: G protein-coupled receptor activity. NCBI's taxonomy places the organism in Eukaryota, Metazoa, Chordata, Mammalia, Rodentia, Muridae. Gene Ontology annotation, biological process: immune response; G protein-coupled receptor signaling pathway. Gene Ontology annotation, cellular component: membrane. The record is from RefSeq and is a predicted model, not a curated record.
CUCAGGAGGGUGCAAGGAAGCGUCUUCGCUGAGCUGGGGUAGGACAGGGAAGGUAGAGAAAAGCUGCUGAAGAAGGAGGUACAUCUGCUGGGUUCAGGCUUCCAGAGGGGCUGUCCUGCAUGCCGGGAGCGGCUCUAAGCACCCUCGGACCUCUUACCCUGAGGCUCAAGCCAAGGCUUGAGGGCGCUUGCUGAGUUGGUGGCACAGCUCCGGAACUGGUGUCCCCGGGACUCCCUGCCUAACUUCACUCCAUCCACCACCAUGGAAGACGAUGGUUACAGCGACUAUGACAACCAGUCUGAAUGUGACUACGCAGACUGGACACCCUCGGGCGCCCUCAUCCCUGCCAUCUACAUGCUGGUCUUCCUUCUGGGCACCACAGGCAACGGCCUGGUGCUCUGGACCGUGUUCCGGAGCAGCCGGGAAAAGAGGCGCUCAGCUGAUAUCUUCAUUGCCAGCCUGGCCGUGGCCGACCUGACUUUUGUGGUGACUUUGCCACUGUGGGCCACUUAUACCUACCGGGAAUUUGACUGGCCCUUUGGAACCUUCUCUUGCAAGCUCAGCAGCUACCUCAUCUUUGUCAACAUGUAUGCCAGUGUCUUUUGCCUCACCGGCCUCAGCUUUGACCGAUACCUGGCCAUCGUCAGGCCAGUGGCCAAUGCUCGGCUUAGGCUGCGGGUCAGCGGGGCCGUGGCUACGGCAGUCCUUUGGGUGCUGGCUGCCCUUCUGGCUGUGCCUGUCAUGGUGUUCCGUUCAACCGGCAACAUGGAAAACAGUACCAAGGUCCAGUGUUACAUGGACUACUCCAUGGUGGCCACCUCAGACUCUGAGUGGGCCUGGGAGGUGGGCCUUGGGGUGUCAUCCACCGCUGCAGGCUUCGUGGUGCCCUUCACCAUCAUGCUCACGUGCUACUUCUUCAUUGCCCAAACCAUCGCCGGCCAUUUCCGAAAGGAGCGCAUCGAGGGCCUGCGGAAGAGGCGCCGGCUGCUGAGCAUAAUCGUGGUGCUGGUGGUGAGCUUCGCCCUGUGCUGGAUGCCCUACCACCUGGUGAAGACUCUCUACAUGCUGGGCAAUUUGCUGCACUGGCCCUGCGACUUUGACAGCUUCCUCAUGAACGUCUUUCCCUAUUGCACCUGCAUCAGUUAUGUCAACAGCUGCCUCAACCCCUUCCUCUACGCCUUCUUUGACCCUCGGUUUCGUCAGGCUUGCACCUCCAUGCUCUGCUGCGAUGAGAGUGGGUGCAAAGGCCCCCCUCACAGCAGCAGCGGGGAGAAGUCUGCCAGUUAUUCUUCUGGGCACAGCCAGGGUCCUGGCCCCAACGCGGGGAAGGGAGGAGAGCAGGUGCAUGAGAAAUCUAUUCCCUAUAGUCAAGAGACCCUUGUGGACUAGAGCUGGGACCAGAGAGAAGCCUGGUGUCCUGGGUGUGACCCAGACUUUGUCCUCAUGCGCAGAGAAUCAGGUAGCACGGCUGUACCUUCUUCCUGACUCCCCGCUCCCUUCCCUGCUCGCAGGCCUCUACCUUGCCCCCUCUUCUCAGAGGCUUGCCGUUUAGUGGAAAGAUGGACCCUUGCAAACAAACUUGUGCUCAGCUCUUCAGUAUUUCUGAGGCUUACCUUGCACAUGUCUCUUAACCUUUCUAAGCCUCAGUUUCUGUUUGUAUUAAAUGGGGGAAGGUUAUACAGACCCUAAAAUGUAGACGUGUGAGUCUUGACUUAAUUUCUUUCUGCUGCUUUUUUUUUCAGCUCUUCAGGCCCCCUUUCCCUGUCUUUUUCUUCUUUUUUUUUCUCUGCUGCAGGAAUUUGUGCUAUUAAUUGCUCACUUUCUAGCCCUCACUUUCUCUCUUCUAGUGGGUUCCCCCUCCCUCAAACCUCCCUUCAGCUUCUUUCCUAUAUCCCCAUGCCUUCUUUCCUGCUGGGCUCCUAAGGGUUAAGAGCCCUGAAGCGCUAGGGUUAACUAACACUUUGAGUUCUUAUGCUGUUUCCUGAGAGCCAGCAGGUGGGGCUGGGCUGUGAGCAGGCAAAAGCUCUAGACUGCAGAGCCAGGAGCUCUGGGUUUUUCCAAAAGUUGGAUCCAUUCACUGUUGGUCCAGUCACCAGGGUUCGGCUGUUGUGAACAGAGGGUUCCCCUUGGCAGAAUCCUUGUGAUGCUUAGCAGAUAAUGCACCUUACCAACAGCCCGACAGCCUUGCCUUCUUCUUUCAGUUGUCUGUGAGAAUUGCAGGGCAAUGGGACUGAAGCAGCCGUGGACUAUCCCAUCAGUAUGAAGGGGGGGGCUGGGAAGGGAAAGCAGAGAGAAAGGGGUGAGAGGGGAAUCUGUAUUUAGUCUGUAUGCUGCUUUGCUCCCCUCCCCCAAUCCUCCCCCCCCCACCAACGGAACUGUGAACUGUAGAGGAGAUCUUUCUCAUGUCUCCCAUCUCACCCCACAAUCUCCACAUUUGUUUGUGCUACUUGGCACUGAGAGUCACUUGGUUGGGUAAGGUGGUUUGCUUUUUGUCUAUAUGGGUAUAUAUAAAUGUACACACACACAUACACACAGACAAGUAUCAAAGACUUUGAGGAUGAAGAACCCCAUCCACUUUCCCUUGCACCUCUGUGGGUCUCCCCACCCACUUGGGGAAGACUGGACAUGUGGGGGAAUGUAGAUGAGUCCACCCCCACUGGAUUUGGGGAACUCCGACGGCUGGUCCGUCUAUGUUGGUGCUAGGCUUUCUGUAGGGCUGUUUCCUCAGUAGCAUCUGAUCCUAAGGCUGGAGAAGUGCAGAGCUGGGCCCCAGUGCCUCUCCAAGUUCCAUGGUGAGGAGAACAGACUUAUAGAUUAUAACACAGCCCUUCUUCUGUGCCCCAUAUCUAGUUUGGAGUUAUUCCUCACUACUCUCACUUUUUCCCUAAGAAGGCUACUUUCUUGCCACAGGAUGAAAACUACAGGAUGAGCUUUUGUUCUUCUCUCCAUCAGGACUGUGCCUUUUAGCUUUUCUUGCAGCUUAAGGGGAAUAAGGUUGGAAAAAAGUGACUGGAGCAGUUUUGAGGGUCUCAAGGACAAAAUUAAUAGUGGGGCCCUUGUGAACUGGAAAUGGGUGGGAAUAUUCCAGGCUUUAUUCUUGGAGGGCUCUGGAAACUAAGGACAAGACAUAUGCCACAGAAACAGGAAGAUGUGUUUCUUGAUGUGGUUGGACCAUCUCUGGCACAGACCCUGUUCUUGAAGCAGAAAGGGGGACUGUGGGAAGGGGAGGGUGGAAACAGCUCCUCUCAGCUGAGUCUCUGCAUGUCUCAGGCCAGAAAUUUUCACACAGCUACUUUCUUUGGCCAGGGCAACCUCAAAGCAGCCAGUACAGGCUGCUGGAGGCUUCUGAGAGUCGGGAAAUCAACCAUGGCGUGGGACAGAGAGCAUGGAGGUUGCCUCUUCUCCCCCCCCCCACCCUUGCUUAAGAAUGUGUUCUUUUCUGAUCUUGU